Messenger RNA from Aspergillus japonicus CBS 114.51, 1587 nucleotides. RefSeq names its product WD40 repeat domain-containing protein. Lineage: Eukaryota; Fungi; Ascomycota; Eurotiomycetes; Eurotiales; Aspergillaceae. The record is from RefSeq and is a predicted model, not a curated record. Gene Ontology annotation, molecular function: protein binding. The coding region runs from base 1 to 1587 and encodes 528 amino acids. The transcript has 2 exons.
AUGCGCUUCAACGCUUUUAUAUUCUCCGCCCUGUGCGUCAGUCCCCUGGCCUGGAUCGAUGCCGUCUCCGCAGCGGACAGCUGUAAGGCGCUCGCCGACGAGACGGUCACGGACCUCAGCGACUGCUGCAGCGGAACCCUGCCCCGCAACGAGACGGUCAACUUCAACCUGGUCGAGAUCUCCUGCGGCCAGCGGCCGGCCUCGACCGGCGCCAUCUCUCGCUACAAGAUGAACUCGGCCCUGAACUGCGUCAGCCUGAUCCUCCGGGGUGAGCGCGCGCUGGUGGCCUCAUGGGACCCCGUCCGCAAGGAAUGCUGGCACACCAAGGCCGGCGACCCGCCGCUCACCAGUGCCCCGGGGUUCCUGCUGAUGCGGUAUCAGGAGGAGAUGGAGCAGGAGGACUGCACGAUCCGCGUCAAGCAGGUCGAGGACAAGUGCCGGCAGGACAUGGCGGCGGAGCAGACCAAGUGUGAUCAGGACAAGGCUGGGGACAAGGCCAAAUGCGACCAGGAUAAAACCACCCUCGAGAAUGAAUGCAAUAAGAAACUCGAGGACCAGAAACAGUCCUCCAAGCAGCAGUGCGCCCUGAAGACCGAAUGCGAGAAGAAACUGGACGACCAGAGGAAAGAGUCCCAGGAUCAACUUCAGCAGUGCCGCCGCGAGGGCCAGAGCCAUCUUGGGAAUGGGGCAUGGCCCAAGAACGAUGCGAUGACCAACAAGAGACUGGCAGCCACCGCGCUCGCAUACUCGCCCAGCAAUCCCAACCAAGUGGUGACCGUCGACUUCGCCCGGAAUAUCGACAUCCACGAUGUGACGACCGCGCAGACCACACGGCUGGCAACCAUGCAAUCGAGCGACGGGGUCGCGACGAGCAUUGCCUGGCACCCCGACGGCCAGUCGGUUAUGGUGGCAUGCUACUAUGGGGUCGUCAAGCUUUACACCGUCGGCCCCCCCGGCACCACCUCGACUAUCUACACGCUGCUGGACGAGAAGAAAGAGACCAAGGGCACCAAGGUCGCUUUCUCGCCCGAUGGGAAGACCGCUGUCGCUGGCUUGGAAGACGGCCGCGUCCUGCUGUGGGAUGUGACCUCGCGUACUCGACUGCCCAUCUCGGCACAAGACAAGCACUCAGCGGCGGUCAAUGGGCUGACCUUCUCCUCCAAAGACGGGACUUUGGUCACCGCGUCCUCCGACAAGACCAUCAAGUUCUGGACCGGAGGCAAAGUCGUCCAGACACACCCUCUUAACGUCGAGGUGCGGAGCGUGGCGUUCUCGCCUAGCGGGGUCCACCUUGCCUGCGGUCUACAGGACUCCAGCAUCAAGAUCCUGGACGCUGCAUCCCAAACCCAGCGCCGCGACCUCCGCGCUCAUGCCUCGGCGGUGGUCGACGUGGCGUUUUCCGCCGAUGGGAACGCACUGCUGUCUGCUUCCGAGGACCGAACCGUUCGCGUCUGGUCCUUGAUUGGAGACUAUGCACAGACCACAGAUACCGACAAGAAGGCCCAGGCCAUUGCCGUGUCACCCGGAGGCAAUUCCCUCGCCGUGCUCUUCGACAUGCGGCCGGUCGUUUUCUACGCGAAGCCCUAA